Sus scrofa (pig) is the source of this 3594-nucleotide messenger RNA. RefSeq names its product olfactory receptor 52M1. NCBI's taxonomy places the organism in Eukaryota, Metazoa, Chordata, Mammalia, Artiodactyla, Suidae. Gene Ontology annotation, cellular component: plasma membrane. Gene Ontology annotation, molecular function: olfactory receptor activity; G protein-coupled receptor activity. Gene Ontology annotation, biological process: G protein-coupled receptor signaling pathway. The record is from RefSeq and is a predicted model, not a curated record.
GAAAUGGUAUUGCGCUGUCAUUAGGAAUUGGCGUAGGAGUCACGCGGACUACGUGGCUCCUGUAUUCUACUAGUUUGCAUCAUGCAGUGCCAGUCUUUGGGCUGGGUUGUGGUAAUAUCUAGCUGUGGUAUAGUUUCUAGAUGAGACGAUUUUGAUCUUACGAGAGAGAUAAGUCAUAAUAUAUUUAUGAAUCUAAUCCACAAUUUGGUAUGGUCUAUCAAAAAUAAUCAUAAAAACAUGGAAAGAUGCAAGGAGAGCAAAAAAAAAACUCCACCAAUUUUUGAGGUAUUCUAGCAAAGAGUCAGAGAUGGCUCGUGACAUGGUCACUACAGGAAGAACACUGGUUUGCAAAGGGACAUUAAUCAAAAAGAGGGAGAGGAACGUGGGUGAGUAGAAGGAGUAUGUGCAAAAAGGCAUGAUCUCACAAAGAAGCAUGUUGUAUUUGGGGACUGGUUAGACGUUUGAUGUACCCCUGUGGAGGGCAAGAAAAAGUACUUCCUGUAAAGCCUGAAAGGUGGGUUUACUUUAUUAUCUGAAGUGCAGAUUGUAUUAUGCCACGCUUCGACGCGUUCCUGGAGCCACACUACCCGGGGAGUCAUUACCAGACCCCAGGACUUGCCUUUUGCUAUAGUGUAAAUAGUGGGAACUCUGCAUGUAGAAUUGUGUUAGAAUUCUGUUGCUUCAGCCAUUCUUUCUGUAAUGCCAUUGCACUCCCUCUCUUACUCUAUAACACUGCUUUUUUAAUUGGUAAAAUUGAAAAUGAUGCUUAGCUUGCAUUGCUUUUCUAAGUACAAAACAGUGUAUUUUUCCUGUGAAACUCACCAAGGAUUACUUUCCUUCCUUCGUUCAUGUAAAAAUGAUAUGAAAUAAAAGUACAUCAAUGUAUAAGUCAAAAGAGGUUCCAAAUGCAGGGAUCUCUGUGGUGAUGAGUAUGUGCAGAUAAAAGCAACAAACGUUGAGAAGCGGGCACAUUGGGGAAUACACGGAAGAGCUAAAGUAGAAAAUUGGGAUUUUUUUUGAAAACUAAGCUUCAGGUAAAUAGGUGUGUCAGGUGGGAAUGUCUCACUGAAAAGGAGAGAACUUAAUGGAGACAUGACUGGUAAACUUCAAAUUUCGCGAAGACGUCUGUGCAUAGACCAUAGGACAGGGCAGUGCUGACUCUCAGCCCUGAGGACAGGUCCUGUGACAGUUCUGGGCGGACACGCAGUGGACUGUCUCAAAAAUGACUAACCGAGUUGUACUUGAGAAUAUGCAGACAUUUGCAAGAAAAUUGUAUUUCAGAAUGAUACUAAAUAGGAAGUCGGCCUAGACGCUAGACGAGUUCUGAGCUCCUUUCCACUUAUAAUAUCUGAUAUUUCUAUCAAGACAUAAUUCGGCCUAAAGUUCAAAUACAUUGCGAAUUCUAAAAAAGUAGUAUUGAAUUUUAUUGUACAUAGAUGUUAACACAUUUGGGGGUGUGUGUGCUUUGUUUUUAACAAAUGUGUGAGAAUCAUGACCUGACUUACAAUUAGUACUUUGUGUCUGGUUGCAAAAUUUUUACAUUUGGUGUUACUAAGGUUUUUUUUUUUUUCACUCUAAAUUAUAGCCUUGUAUGUUUUGUAAUGUGAUGUUUUGGAAUCUUCCAGAUUUAUGUUUCACUUGUUGCCAGAUUUUAUUGUGAUGAUUUUGGCAGAAAGGUUUUGCUGUAAAAAGGAAAAUUCCAUCUGCAAAAGACACAAAGCAGCCGCAGAUCAAUGGGGCCAUCCAAUAAAUCCCAACCCUCUCCUGCCCCCUUCCUGCUGGUGGGCAUCCCGGGACUAGAGCACCUGCACGUCUGGAUCGGGAUCCCCUUCUGCUCCAUGUACGUGGUGGCCGUGGUGGGGAACGUGACCAUUCUGGCUGUGGUGCGGGCAGAGCGCAGCCUCCACGAGCCCAUGUUCCUCUUUCUGUGCAUGCUCUCGGCCACUGACCUGGUCCUCUCCACAGCCACCCUGCCCCGCAUGCUCUGUCUCUUCUGGCUCGGAGCCCGCGCCAUCGCCUUGGAUGCCUGCCUGGCCCAGAUGUUCUUCAUCCAUAGUUUUACGGCUCUGGAGUCAGGCUUCUUUCUGGCCAUGGCCGUUGACCGUUACGUGGCCAUUUGUCACCCACUGCGCCACACGACCAUGCUCACCCCGGCUCGCAUCGCUCUCAUGGGUGUGGUUGUGGUGGUUCGAGGCGUGGCCUUCUUUUCCCCACACCCCGUUCUGCUCAAACAGCUGCCCUACUGUGGGACUCGCAUCAUCGCCCACACCUACUGUGAGUUCAUGGCUGUCGUGAAGCUGGCGUGUGUGGACACGGGGGCCACCAAGCGUUACAGCCUCAGCGUGGCCUCUGUCAUUGGAUCCUGCGAUGGCUUUUUCAUUGCUGUGUCUUAUGUCUUCAUCCUCCGUGCAGUCUUUCGUCUUCCAUCACGGGAAGCAAGUCUUAAGGCUCUGGGCACCUGCGGCUCCCACGUCUGUGUCAUCCUUGUUUUCUACUCCACAGCCGUCUUCACCUUCCUUACUCACCGCUUUGGACACAGCGUGGCCCCCCGCAUUCACAUCCUCAUUGCCAAUAUGUACCUUCUGGUCCCGCCUUUUCUCAACCCGAUCGUUUAUGGUAUAAGGACCAGAAAAUUCGAGACCAUGUCUUUAGUUCUCUAAGGGUAAAGGCUACUUGAUUAUGUUGAAAGUAUUUGCACAGGAGGUACCAGAAUAGGGAAGGAAGAAUCAGAUAAUGGGUCAUUUCUCAUGACUGACACGACUUUCUUCCGCUGGAUUCAGACACUUUAGCAGAUUUGAAGGGGGAAGAAGGGACCCACGUAUAGACUUCCCCUCAUUCUAAUGCGACUACUGGCUUCCUGUAUUUUGUGUCCACCUGGAGUUUAGGAAAUUACUCGGAACCUGAUGAGUUGGGAAGGGAUCCCUUCUGCUUCUUGCUGCUACUGAUCUUCUGUGUUGUGACCGGGUAGUAGUUUAUUUUGAGUAGGGAUGGGUUCAAAAAGGGCAGAAGCAAAUGAGACUGUCCAAGAAUUCCACAUAAAGUGUCUAUGAUUGAAAAAUAAAUGAUUACUAUAAAUAUUCCAUUGAAGAGGCAGUAUAUCAAGAUUGACAUCAUCUGCAUACAAUGAAUAAUUGUGUUUUAUUCAUAAUUGACACACCGGACAAGUUGUCAAAAUUGGAACGUGGAAAAGUUCAGCAUUGCCAGUAAUCAAGUCCAUAGCUCCUUAAACAUUGUGUUGCUCCUAGAAUAUUCUCUCUCCACCAAGAGUAAGUGGCGUGUCCUAUUGUUUUGUUACAUGAACUAAAAUGGGGUCUCUUUAAACCUCCACCACCAUCACGGAGUAUCCUGGAAAAAAAAAAAUCACUUUAUGCUUGAUGUUACAUCCGUGGGAGUUUGCCAAGAGCUUAGGCAGAGCCUCUGAGCUACAUUCAAAUGUGCUGGUCUUCGGAUGUUACCCGUCCUCGCUGAAGGAGGACGUCUAUUAUUACAAAUCACUCAAUCUAAGAGUUCCCACUGUGGCGCAGUGGAAGUGAACCCGACUAGCACCCAUGAGGACGUGGGUUCCAUCUCUGGCCUCGCUCAGUGGGUUGGGGA